Zonotrichia albicollis (white-throated sparrow) is the source of this 6442-nucleotide messenger RNA. RefSeq names its product cyclin Y like 1 (gene CCNYL1). Gene Ontology annotation, biological process: regulation of cyclin-dependent protein serine/threonine kinase activity. Lineage: Eukaryota; Metazoa; Chordata; Aves; Passeriformes; Passerellidae. Gene Ontology annotation, molecular function: protein kinase binding. The record is from RefSeq and is a predicted model, not a curated record.
CGCGGCCCCGCGGCCGCCUCUGCGCAGCGCCCGAGCGGGAGCGGCUGCGCUCAGCCGCCGCGGCAGGGCGGUCACUGCUCGGGGACCAGCAAAUCUGUCUGGCAGUCAAAGGCAAAUGUGGUUACAUCUAAAACCUGUCGAGUGGCUCAGGAUUCGUGAAAAUCUCUGUGCAGGAUCAUUGCGGGUAGCACAGGGGUAACAGCAGUGUGGGAAAAAAAGCAGCAAGAGUCAUUACAUUUGAAACAAGAACUCUGAAUGACUUUUUGUGUCACCUACAUUCUGCCUAAACUACAUCAGCAGGCGAAUAGAAGGAAACUCCCAAAUGGCACAAAGCUUCCACCUCCUGCACCAUAUGCCAGCCCUGGGAUCUCCAACCAGAAUAUGAGGAGUGAGGCAGGGCUCCAGUGCUCCCACUGCCUCCUUUCUGUCCCCAGAUGAGUUUUCUUCACCUGCAGUAUUUCAUAAGAGCAAGUGUCUAGCUGAAUAGCAACUAGAGUAAAAAAAGGCUGCAUGUGAAAAUGUAUUGUUCCCUAAGAUGACAAUGCAGUGAGUGCUUUUAUCCCAAUAGUGUGAUUUUAUUAGUCAGAUAUCCCUGAAUAUCUCAGGAGCGCAGCAAUCUACCAAUCCUGCCCUGCUUCCCAGAAAUAUUUCCCCUUCUUCCCUGACAAUGUUGCUCUGCCACUGACUUCCAGGAGCCUUAGACAGAAGAUCAGAAAUUACUUUCCAGAUCAUAACUGGGGAGUGAAGCUAUUAAGAGAGAAGCAAGUCCACUAGAAGUUCAGUAAGGGCCCUGAUUUCUGAGCCUGUGUUUACCUUCUCUUCAUUUUACCACAUCCAUUUUCUAAUAAAAUGGAGUACCUGGGUGUUACGGUGGCAGAGAGACACACUUGGUUUCUUCUACCUUUCCUGACAGUAAAAGGAUAAGAAGAACACAACAACACAGAAUUGUGGCUAAAACAGAUAUCCAGAGCUGGAAUGCCUUUCUCCCAGCAGGGCUAAAGCUCAGCACAGCAGUGCAGUGGUGAGAACGUAGCCUGGUUUGGCUUUUGAGCACUGCAGAGGGCUGUAAGGACACCUAAGCUGCAGGUAAUCUUGUGAAGUAGGAAACAGCUGAUUUUAAGGUAAGCAAGAAUGAUUUAAAGUAUGAAGAAACACCAAUUCAAGUCCAUUCUUACCUCAUUCAACCACUUGAUAAAGCAGGCAUAAUGUAGCCAAUUAUGAGUAAAUCCCACCACCUCGGAUUUGGGUAAGCUGCUCGGGGUGAUUAAGAAAAAGUGUUUAAGUGCAGCGGUCCUUGAAAUACUUAAAAGAUCAAAGAACAUAGUAGGUAAGAUAGAAAUGAGUACAAAUUAUUUAGAAUCUAUACUAAUAUAACUCCUACUGCAAUCUUCUCUUUGCUGCUUAGUAUGUAAAAUCCUCUCUUAGAAAAGAAUGUGCCAGUUCUUGUGGUGGCUCUGCAGACACUGAGUGCACUGCAUGUCUGCGCAUGGAUUUUGGAGACAUCCAUGAUGGGAAAAUACUGCAUCCCUCACACAGUCUCUGGUUACCAAGGCAAAGGCAGUUAUAAAUAGAAACAAUCUGAUUUUUUUUAAACUCUAUCUAGAAACCUGUGUUGUUGAUAACCCUGUGACAGCAAUGCCUUAUUCUAAAUGGUUCUGUUCUGCAUUUGUGUGGAAACUUCUGGCUUAAUCCUUUCCUCCCGAAAUAAACAGCAGCUACUUCUGGUUGUCAUUCCACUGAAAUAUGAAAAUUGUCUUGGAAGUAAAGUUUGGGCAAAGAUCUGUUUUGCUAAGAGCUUUCAUCAACCAAGUGAACAAGAGCUAGCACAAAGCAUGGAGGAAAACCCAGAAAAGAAAGCAGUCUUUCUCCCUAUGUAUCAUUGUAAGGAGCCAUUCAAAUGACUAGCACUGAAAUGAUUUAACAAGUUUUACAUUUUCAUCUUCACCAGUAGAAGAAUCUUCCAGAUUCUCCACAUCAGUAAAAUAGAUGGGGUGGUGAAUCACUUGCUGUUAAAUACAAAGGGAAUAAAGCAGAGAUUAAUUUGGUUGAUGACAGCUUGCGGUUGCAGAAUCGAGACAGCCUCAGCUUGAAGUGAUUUGGACCAUCUUUGAAACUGAUGGGGUGAAUUAAAAAUGAAAAGUUUUUUUUUCUGCAGAAACUGGUGGGUUAUCAGUAGACCUUAGAACCUGAUGCUUCUGCAAGAUCCUUGCAAAAAAAGUGAAAUCUUGAAAUAAAUGUAUAAUCCAAUCUAGCAUUUCAUUUCCUUUACACACAGAAUUACAUUAAACAGUGGAAGUAAUGAUCAAAAAUAUGAAGAUGUGUCAUUUCAUAAGUGCUUGAGCUGAAACACAAGAAGUUUCUGGAACCUCUGAAAAGGGAAUUGUUCCUAUCAGUAAUAGUACAUUUAUGCCUUCAACCUUGCCUCUUGAUAAACUGCCGUAUAUAAUCACCACGUUUAUUUAAAUGUCUUGUUGCAGAAGGAUCACUUAGCUUUUAUUAGAAUUAUGUGAGUGAGCUCUCGAGGGCCUUGCAGGUCUGAAAGCAGACAUUGUUCUGAAGUUUCAGUUAAGGAACAAAAAGCAAACUGAGAAAGCUCUUCUUCACAACUAACCACUGGAUUUCCAAUUGCACUUCAUUUGCUGGAAACCUCCCCCCACUUUCAGAUGUUCACAGACCUACAGCCUUACCCACAUCUCCAGCUGCUGAACCUCCAGGCCACGAGAUGCCGGUGCUGGGUCUUGGGAGGGGAGAGUCCAUAACCAUGGAGCAAGACUGACACGUGAGCAGACAUGGGAAAGGCUGCUCCAGCAGCACUCCAGGGGCACAGGGCUGUGGUGGGGAAAUGGAACAGACAUGGAGCAGGGAAAAUGCUACAAAAACCUUCUUUUUGUGGAGUCUGAGUAUGGAUCUAGAAGGUUAACAUUAGGUGGAGAAAUUUAUGAUAUAGUCUAUAGGUGCAGUGUUUUGCAAUUUGAGAUUAUAGUGCAAGCAAUGCACUGUAUUAAUUUAAAACUAGUUAACAACUAAUUUUAAACAAUUUUAAAACAAUUAUAUGAACACACAGACAACAGCUAUAGCAUUCAUAUAGAUACAAAAGCAUUUCCCUCAGUGCAGCUGUUACCCUUUUAAAAGAAGAAAGAAUCCAAGCAUAUGAAAGAUGUGGGGGAUUUUGUGUCAUUUCUAAUGGUAUUGUCAGUGUUUCUCUUCUUGAGUCCUUAGAAAGAAAAUCCAUCAGACGAUAGAGAAGAUGGAAGAGUUGAGUCUAAACAAUUUCAGAAGUAAUCUGUCUCCCUGACCUGCAGCAACAGCUAUUUCUGCAGCUAUGUCUAAUACUUGAUAAAUCAAAGUGGUGGUUCUGCUAGCCCAAAGUACAGCUUUGCAGGCCUCCGUCUUGCCUCCAGCUCAUCUCAAAUUUUCUCAGUUACAUUUCCAGGAAAAGACAAAGCCCUGGCUCUUCUCCAAGUUAUCCAAGUAAGAUCAGAAAGCUCUCCUCCCCCAGCUGUGACACUUUCUAAGAAGGGAGAAAUUGAACAAAACACAUCCCAGAGUUGGUGUCAUCACCCUGCAGACAGGCAAGGAGGUGCAUGGCCUUGGAAAGGCAUGUGCAGUACCAAGUCAGGGUGAAGAUAACAGCAGAGUUUACUGGAUUUAAGAUUCUCGGCCCUGUGAAGCACAACCAAGUGUGUGCAACAAGCCAUUCUCCAUUUCUGGGACUGAUGGUGACUGUGAAGCUGGAUGGUUUACAGGAAAUUCUGCAAUUUCAUUUCAAGCCUUUUAGAAGACUUUCAUCUUCUUGUUGCAGUUGGUGUGGACAAGAACAUAUGCUUGGAGUUGGGAAUUUUUCAAGAGUUAUUACUCAUAAAGAAGCUGGGCAUUGUUCAGACUACACCUAUUAACAGGAUCACCUGGUUCUGCAGAAAAUACACACAACAACAGGUUUUGUCAUAUUAUCCUGAUUUAGCCUUGGAAUCUAAUCCAUCUGAUCAUCCCAGAGCAAGCACAAUUUUCCUGAGCAAGUCACAAACAGAUGUGCGAGAGAAAAGGAAGAGUAACCAUAUAAAUCAUGUUUCUCCUGGGCAGCUUACAAAAAAAUACAGUUCAUGCUCAACAAUAUUUAUAGAUGACAGCACCGUCAGCCAGCCUAACCUUAGAAGCACAAUAAAGUGUGUAACAUUAGCAAUAUUCUACCAUAUAAAGAACAGAGAUUCAGACAGAUCAUUGGAUAUUUUUGAUGAAAAAUCUCACCCUCUCACACGGGAGGAGGUCCCAGAUGACUACUACAAGCACGACCCUGACCACAAGCACAUCUACCGCUUUGUCCGGACGCUCUUCAGCGCGGCGCAGCUGACAGCAGAAUGUGCAAUAGUCACACUGGUUUAUUUGGAAAGGCUUUUAACCUAUGCAGAGAUUGAUAUAUGCCCUAGUAACUGGAAGAGGAUAGUGCUAGGAGCUAUUCUGCUGGCUUCUAAAGUCUGGGAUGAUCAAGCUGUGUGGAAUGUGGAUUAUUGCCAAAUACUGAAGGACAUUACUGUUGAGGACAUGAACGAGAUGGAAAGACACUUCUUGGAGCUACUGCAGUUUAAUAUCAAUGUUCCUGCCAGUGUUUACGCCAAAUACUACUUUGAUCUUCGCUCCCUAGCAGAUGACAAUAACCUGAGCUUUCUGCUGGAGCCUCUCAGUAAAGAGAGAGCACAGAAGCUGGAGGCAAUCUCCCGGCUGUGUGAAGACAAAUACAAAGACUUGUCCAAAGCUGCUAUGAGACGAUCUUUCAGUGCUGAUAACUUGGUUGGUAUCCGCCGUUCUAAUGCCAUCCUCUCGUGAGGAGAGAGCGAGGAGCAGCACAGGAGCAGCACGCCAGGAGCCGCAGGAAUCACCACUCCACGCACGCCAGCCAGCCCGGACGGCGGCUUCAGCAACGGGAGGCGAGAGAGAACCAGCCAAGGGAGCCCAGCGCUUGAGGAACACACUUGGUGCAAAAGACAAGCCCUUUGUCAAAUCAACUCUCUCCUCCUUCUGAUGUAUCCAGAGGUGCAAAAACAAACUUAUCUCCUUCUCUCCCCCACAGACGUUUGCUUACUAUGUAGGCCUAUAGCUGUGAACUCUUGAGGUUUUUAAUAAUAAGUAGUUUUAAAUUUUAGAAUUUAAACACUAACCACAUGACUAUAGUUACAAUGUUCUUCCCUCCUCUCCCCUGUCAUCCAGAGUCUUCGCUGCAUUUGUAUUUCAGGUCAAUGCAGUGUUAACAAAAACAACACACGGGACUCUUAAAGUAUAAAGCCGCUCUGGAGCUGAAAACAGUAGCAUAGACACGUGUUGAUGGCUUUUCCCUGGUUUGGCUACUAAAAGCUGCUAUUAUUGGUGAUGUGUUCAUACCAAGAAGCUGCCCAGCAGGAAGGAAUUCCAUCUCUGCACCCACAACUUCACUCCAGUAAAGAUUGUCAAAAGACUUUGAAUGUUUUGACUGGGGGCAGAGAUACGGUUUUAUGUAUUGUUAAAAUGUAUAGGGUCCAUGCUGCAUUUCUUGUGAAUUAUGGUGCUUCUCUUAUUUUCUAAUACUUAUAUUGCUCUGGAAGAGAUGUAAUCUGUGUAUUUUUCUGAGGCAUUGAAUGAAAAAGUUGGUCUGGAAACAUCAUCACCAUCCCAAACAGUGUAGCAAUCCAGUGGUGAAUGGCGUGUGUGCAGCACUGCUUCUCUGAGUUCUACUGCAGAUCUCUUGUGCUAUAUACAGUGAGUUCCUAAAGCUGAUAUUGUGCAUCCAUCUGGCUCUCCUUGGGUUUCAGUUUCCUGGGAGGAAGUUACAUUCAUAAUGAGACAAUAAUGAGUUUGAGAAUCCUGGACUACCUAUCAAGGUAGAUGGAAAGAUAUUGUGUUCAACUGAGAAUUAUCAAAAAGCUUUCUAUAAACCUUUUUUUUUUCCCAAAGUGAAUUUUAUCUUGUGCAACUGCUCUAGAGGCUUGGGGUUUGCUCUUUCUGAGACUUUAGAACAGAGCUUACUUUAAAGCUCUGUAACUGAACUCUAAACAGGAUAAGUAUUAUUGUAGACUCUUCCUGUUACAAGUCUUUGUAGUAUCUUCCCUUCUUGGAUCCAAAUAGGUUCUAGGCAGUGUCCUAGGAGCAGAUUUCCCUCCGAAUGACACGGGUUUUGUGCACUUCCUCUUACGGCCAAGGCCCAGAAACUUACACUGAACAACAAGUCCAUCUGCCUUUGGGAGUGGGGCUGUGUGAGUGCCAUCAUCAGUGUGGCUUCACUCAGCUGUUCAAGUGAUGCAUACAGCCUUUUGCAGUAUGCAAAUGUGCCAGCCCCUGGCUCCCAAACCCAUGGGACUUGGCACUUCAGGUAUUGAUCACAAUUCAAUACUGAAAAUAACACUACAUCUUCAGGUGGUUUUCCUUUCUCAUGUUUGUAUUAAAAGAAAAGCUAAUAAACUCUAUUUUAAUUAAA